AAGAGGAGAGGGAGAGAGACCAUAUCCUCCCGUUAUCGUCAUCUUCUUCACCUCACUCCCGGGAGUCCAAAGCUCUCUUUCCUCUGAAUCCAAACCCAACCCAAUCUCCUUCUUCAUCUCUCUCUCGCUCUUUCACCACCUCAUAAACAGGGGCGGGCGCUACUGAUUAACUUCGUUUCUUCCUCCUCCUCCGGCGAACCCAGGGAGACUAGACUCAACAAACAUGGACGUCGCUGAAGUUCCGUGGCGUCGUCUUCCUCAAUUUUCAGUUUCUUCACGCUCCUCUUGGCUCGUUUCUUCUGGAUUUCCUGUUUCUUCAUAUAUGUUCUCUCAUAUGGAACGUGGACAGAGGUUUAGGCUCACCUUGUGCUUUGGGGUUUCUCGUAUCCGUGCAAGGUCUGCUAUUAUAACUGCUGCACAGCAAGAACAGCCAGCUAGGCUUCUCAAAGGACUAUACGAGGUUGUUUGGAUCGUGGAAGCUGACCUUGCACCCAACGAACAUCUUUACGUUACUGGAGAUCCUUCCGCUUUAGGUAGCUGGGAGCCAGACUGCGCCAUUUCGAUGUAUCCUACUGGAAAUGACAAUCAAUGGGAAGCUAAAGUCAAGAUUGCUUCUGGUGUCAAUUUCAGGUACAAUUAUUUUUUAAAAGCUGGAUAUGAGUCUUCCUUUGACGUCAUCUGGAGACCAGGGCCCCAGUUUUCCAUAUCUGUGCCUUCUGCUGUCAAUGGAGACAGAAAAGUUAUCAUAAGGGAUUCAUGGAUGAGUGUUUCCGCUCAAUCACAAGAGUCCUACUUAUGGGGGUCUUGGAUCGAUGAUGCUCACCUUUUACCAAACUCUGUUACUUCAGGUCAAAGCGAAGAUGAAUUCACUUUCUCCCCUAGUGCUGUGGAAGUCCCAAGACCACUUUUGAAUGAUAAACAGUUAGAAGAUGAAUCUUUCUUUUGUGAUGAGCUUGCAACCUUCUCAACGGAGAACUCAGAUUUUAGUUCGUUAUUUUCUGACAACUAUCAGCCUAUUGAGGAACCAUGGUUUCUUCAGGAACCUGUUACCUUGAAUAUGCAAACUGAUAGUGAACAAGUUGUUGAAAGCAGUGAAGAAAUUGAAAACAACUUAGAUACUGAUGAGGAAAAUCACCAGCUGACUGAGACUCUCUUACCUGAUGAUGAAUUUUUCAAACGAGAAUCCAUUUCUACUACGAUACUGAUCAACUCGUCUAUAUGUACUGUGCAAAGGAUUGCUGUAUUAGAUGGUGAGAAGCUGGUUGAGUUGUUGUUGGAACCAGUUAAGACCAACGUGCAGUGUGAUAGUGUUUACCUGGGCGUAGUCACUAAAUUUGUGCCCCACAUGGGUGGUGCAUUUGUGAAUAUCGGAAGUUCUAGACAUUCUUUCAUGGACAUUAAGCCAAACAGGGAACCAUUCAUAUUCCCUCCAUUCUGUGAUGGAUCAAAGAAGCAAGCAGCUGAUGGUUCUCGGUUCGACACCACUACGGACAUUCCAGAUCCGCAUGAAACCGAACACGCCUCCUAUGACUUUGAAGCCAGUGGUUUAUUAGACAUUGAUUCAAAUGACCCUGGGGAAUCUUUUCAUGAUGAUGACGAUGAUCAUGAAAAUGAUGAAGAUCAUGUCUCCGAUGCUCUAGUUAAUGGAACUGUCGUUAACCAUGGCGGAUUGGAAGGUGGUUCUGACAAAUGCAAUCUACAUCUUGAAGUUGGAUCUGAGAAUGGCUUUGUUCCUCUGGAGAGAGAACAUUCUGCAGAUUCUCUUGUGUCUAAUGCAUCAGUUGCAAAGUCUCCUAAGAAUACCUCGUCUAGGGAUAACAAGUGGAUUCAGGUUCGAAAAGGCACCAAGAUAAUUGUGCAAGUUGUUAAAGAGGGCCUUGGUACAAAAGGUCCAACUCUCACUGCUUACCCAAAACUGAGAAGCAGAUUCUGGGUAUUAAUGACUCGUUGCAAACGAAUUGGAGUCUCAAAAAAGAUUUCAGGAAUUGAGAGAACCCGGUUAAAAGUUAUAGCAAAAACAUUGCAGCCUCAGGAUUUUGGCCUGACUGUAAGGACUGUAGCUGCUGGCCAUUCUCUAGAAGAAUUGCAGAAAGACUUAGAAGGUCUGCUUUUAACCUGGAAGACCAUUACGGAAGAAGCAAAAUCUGCAUCCCUUGCUGCAGAUGAAGGUGUGGAAGGAGCCAUUCCAGCACUGUUACAUAGAGCAAUGGGUCAAACACUUUCAGUUGUACAGGACUACUUCAAUGACAAGGUGGAGAAGAUGGUGGUUGACUCUCCGAGGACAUACCAUGAGGUCACAAACUACCUGCAGGAUAUGGCACCUGAUCUUUGUGAUCGAGUGGAAUUGCAUGAUAAGGGUAUCCCUCUUUUUGAUUUAUACAACAUUGAGGAGGAGAUUGAAGGUAUUCUCAGUAAAAGAGUUCCACUUCCCAAUGGAGGUUCUUUAGUGAUUGAACAAACUGAGGCGUUGGUCUCUAUUGAUGUGAACGGAGGACAUGGAAUGUUUGGUCAGGGUAAUUCACAGGAGAAAGCUAUUUUGGAAGUUAACCUUACUGCUGCCAGACAAAUUGCAAGGGAGAUUCGGCUGAGAGAUAUAGGGGGUAUCAUUGUGGUAGAUUUCAUUGACAUGGCAGAUGAAUCAAAUAAAAGACUCGUUUAUGAAGAGGUUAAGAAAGCAGUGGAGAAAGAUAGGUCACUGGUAAAAGUCUCAGAGCUGUCUAGACACGGACUCAUGGAGAUAACAAGAAAAAGGGUUCGGCCGAGUGUAACAUUCAUGAUCAGUGAGCCGUGUUCUUGCUGUCACGCAACUGGUAGAGUGGAGGCAUUGGAGACUUCCUUUUCAAAAAUUGAACAAGAGAUUUGUCGGCAGCUCGCAAAGAUGGAGAAAAGAGGAGACCUGGAAAACCCCAAGUCUUGGCCAAGAUUCAUAUUGCGUGUGGACAGUCAUAUGUCCAGCUUCUUGACUACGGGGAAGAGGACGAGGCUUGCAAUCCUAAGUAGUGCCCUGAAAGUAUGGAUUCUCUUAAAGGUUGCUAGACAUUUCACAAGAGGAACGUUUGAGGUUAAACCGUUCAUGGAUGAGAAGACUGUAAACGAAAGACCGCAUCAAGUUGCCAUAUCUUUGCUCAAGAAAGCUGACUCCAUAGCAGACUCCUCAGGCAAGAAGAAGCUCACUCUUAUUCCGAUGAAGAAGGAUAAGACCGGUGGUAAACACAGACGAUGAAACCUCCUCUGUUAAAUUUCACAUUACUUUUGCUAGAUGUCUCAGAUGAUACUGUUGAGCGUGUUGUACCGAAUCGAUUUUGUGUAUUAGUAUCAUCUUUUUCCUUCA
Messenger RNA from Raphanus sativus (radish), 3331 nucleotides. Its product is annotated as ribonuclease E/G-like protein, chloroplastic. The record is from RefSeq and is a predicted model, not a curated record. Gene Ontology annotation, biological process: rRNA processing. Lineage: Eukaryota; Viridiplantae; Streptophyta; Magnoliopsida; Brassicales; Brassicaceae. Gene Ontology annotation, molecular function: RNA binding; starch binding; RNA nuclease activity. The transcript is spliced from 14 exons. Gene Ontology annotation, cellular component: cytoplasm. Bases 224 to 3223 code for a protein of 999 amino acids.